Pelmatolapia mariae (spotted tilapia) is the source of this 910-nucleotide messenger RNA. Its product is annotated as tyrosyl-DNA phosphodiesterase 2-like. Lineage: Eukaryota; Metazoa; Chordata; Actinopteri; Cichliformes; Cichlidae. Gene Ontology annotation, biological process: double-strand break repair. Gene Ontology annotation, cellular component: PML body; cytoplasm. The record is from RefSeq and is a predicted model, not a curated record. Gene Ontology annotation, molecular function: single-stranded DNA binding; 5'-tyrosyl-DNA phosphodiesterase activity. The transcript has 6 exons. The coding region runs from base 1 to 879 and encodes 292 amino acids.
AUGGAGAGCGACUCUGAAACACACAGUGGUAAAGAUACUACUCCAGAUGACUGGAUGGAUUUGGCUGAUGACAGUCAUGCUGACAGUCCCGCUGCUACACAGAAACCCUCAGAAAAAGAGGAUUUUAAACUGUCCCUGAUCACCUGGAAUGUGGACGGGCGUGAUUUGGAAAAACGUCCAGAGCGUUCCAUAGGCCUGGUUAAAUAUUUAAACUUACACAACCCUGAUGUGGUGUUCCUGCAGGAGCUCGUUCCCCCUUAUGUCCAGUUCUUGAAGGAACAGCUCGUAAACUACCUGAUGAUUGAAGGUGGUCGGAACGGUUGCUUCACAGGGAUGUUGCUGAAAAAGUCACGAGUCAAACUUGUGGAGACCGAGAUAGUACCUUAUCCCACCACUAAGAUGAUGAGGAACCUGCUGAUCACUCAGGUGAUCGUCAACAGUCAGAAGCUCUGCCUGAUGACAUCCCACUUUGAGAGCUGUAAGGAAAAUUCUGCAGAGCGUCUGAAACAGCUGCAUGUGGUGAAGCGGAGGUUGAAACAUGCACCUGAUGAUGUCACCGUUGUAUUUGGGGGAGACACAAACCUGAGGGAUGCGGAGGUGACCAAGGUGGGCCUGCCUGCAACUGUCUGUGAUGUGUGGGAGCGACUGGGCAAGCAGGAGCACUGCCGCUACACGUGGGACACCUCUGCCAACAACAACAAAACUUUUCCCUUUGUUGCUCAGUGCCGCUUUGACAGAAUCUACCUCCGCCCGGCCAUCAGACGUGGAGCCCCUCGUCUGGCCCCUGAUCACAUGGCCUUGGUGGGACUGGAGAAGUUGGACUGUGGCCGCUACACUAGUGAUCACUGGGGAAUCUACUGUACCUUCUCAGCUGAAUAGAACUACACAAAACAACCAAAACCAUGACAGU